CAACUUCAGAGAGAGGAGGAAAAAAAAAGUAUUACAGCUUCCUCUGAAGACAUGGCAUUCCACCUGAGAUCUGCAAGUGUGCCAUCGAGCCCUCGCUCCAACGAAAUCGAUAUCGAAGGGCAGCUCCAGAACCUGAAGGCAAUUGUUUCUUCAUCGUCUUCGACCAUUGAGACAAUGAGUAAUGGCUUGAAGAGGAUCGGGAAUAUCUACAGCUGCAUCAAUGAGAUCAUGUGCCUGCCAAGCAGCCAUGUUGCAAUUUGCCAGCCACUGCAGAGGAAAGCAGUGGAGCAAGAGCUUGAGCGCUCUCUCAUCUUGCUCGAUUUCUGCAAUGCCAUGCAGGAGAGCUUUUCCAACCUUAAGCAAAGCAUUCAAGACAUGCAGCUGAUUAUGAAGAGAGGAGAUAAUGCAGCUGUGCAAGUGAAGAUCCAGUCUUAUAUCUGCCUUAUCAAGAAGGCACAAAAACAGUUCAGGAAGAUCAGCAAGAAGUCUUCUUCAGUUGAUCUGGAAAGCUGCAGGGUGGUCAAGCUGUUGGCUGAAGCAAGAGAGAUAGCUAUCUUAAUGCUUGAAACCUCAUUCCAUCUUCUCUCAAGGCAACUUGCGAUGCCAAGUUCUAGCAAGUGGUCUCUUGUCUCCAAGACAUUCAAGAAGAGAGCACUUUUCUGCCAAGAGGAGCAAUUGCAAGUGUUGGAGUCGAACAUUGCUGAUUUAGACACUGGAGUCAAGAAUCUGUUCAGGAAAUCGAUCCAGAGCAGAGUUUCUCUUCUCAACACUCUCAGCUUGUAGAUAGAUCAUAUACCACUUUGAUCCCCUGUGACUGGUGUCCAAAUUUUAAAGGAUCUGCUGGUCACUGCAACAUUUUAGCAAUGUGUAUAUACAUUAGAGGAAUUGUACAGAUAUUAAGUUGAGAAACAAAGCACAGUAUUUUAUCUACUUCUUGUUGCAUUUCAUCCAUGCUUUGACAGAAGCACCUAAUUUUCUUAUAAGAUGCUUGCCAUUAUUGCCUGUUAUAGAAGUAGUUAGCAAAGACUGUUCACUCUGAUCUUUGAAAUUAUUUACUAUUGUAUGGCCACGUUAUUCAGAUGCCAUAUGUUGCACCAGCAACAAGCAAAGGAUCCUUGUGUAGUGGAUCUUGCUACCACAGAAAAAAACAAGCCAGCUUCAACACACGAGGUUGAGCGUGUAA
Messenger RNA from Oryza sativa Japonica Group (Japanese rice), 1183 nucleotides. RefSeq lists its product as uncharacterized. Gene Ontology annotation, biological process: root development; shoot system development. Lineage: Eukaryota; Viridiplantae; Streptophyta; Magnoliopsida; Poales; Poaceae. The record is from RefSeq and is a predicted model, not a curated record.